Molecule: messenger RNA, 2396 nt
Organism: Pipra filicauda (Wire-tailed manakin)
Lineage: Eukaryota; Metazoa; Chordata; Aves; Passeriformes; Pipridae
Product: ankyrin repeat domain-containing protein 26-like
Exons: 9
Coding region: 886-2382 (498 amino acids)
Molecular function (GO): protein binding
Source: RefSeq, a predicted model, not a curated record
CUGCUGUGUGCUGCCCGUUGGCUGGUGGAGCAGCAGAGCAGAAAUUCACUGUUGGCAUCUGGCAAAGCAGCAGGAGAGAGCAGUUGUGAGGGGAAGGGGGGUGAGGUGUCUGCUCUUCAAGAGGGACAAGACAAAGGAGUUGGGGAAUUGUCCUGGAACUCUGGCCUGGCAGGCUUGGAGCGCUGGGUGGGCAUUUCUUGAGAGCUGUGGUGGCCCCACUUCCUCCUGAGCCUCAUUUGAUGGCAGUGUGUCCAGAGGCAGCCCGGCUCCAGGCUGAAGCAAAAAGCCAGAGCGGGUGAUGCGGGAGCUGCUCCAGCGCCUACCGCAGCCUGCGGCCCGGUGGGAGCGUCCCGGGCCCUGCCCCGGGGCGCCCUGAGGCGGGGCAGUGCCCACUCCCGCCGGCCGCCCUCACAAGGCCCAGGCCGCCUCCUUCCCACAAGGCCCAGCAGGGCCGCCCUCACACCUGCCCCGCCCUGCCCUGCCCCGCCCGGCCCCACCCUGCCCCGUGGCCUCUGUCACACCCCACGCUGACGUGCUGAGCCUUCCACCAGCCAUUGUGACGCCACAGGCGCCAGUCGGGCACGGCUUUGUUGGUGCCCGCAGCCGGCGCUCAGAGCUGCUGGAGCCUCUCGGGGAGCAGCAGCACAUCCCGCUCGGGGAGCAUUGCGCGCCUGCAUCGCCGUCUUGGCAGCUGCAGGCCACGACCACUGCGCAGGGCGACCUCGUCUGCCUUGUGCUUCAUACCCUGUGCCCGUCCUUCUUCUCGUCCCCUUUGUCACCCUCCCCCUAAACCUCGCCCCGUCCCAUUCCUCAUCCCCACUUGGCUCCCGGCAGCCCGCCGGGGCCUUCUUGCCCUUCCUGCUGCUGGGAGCUCCAAGCAGGGCCAUGCCGUGGCUUCUGAGCAAGAAGCGACGGCAGUCGCCCUCCAGCAGCCCCAGUGGGCAGCCCUGGGCUGCCACCAGCUCCAGCAGCGCCUCCCAGCUCCGGGAGCAGGGGCUGGGCAGGCUGCACCGCGCGGCCGCCCGCGGUGACCUGGGCUGGCUGAGGCGCUGGCGCUGGUACGUCAAGGUAGUCGGCAUCGACAGGCCAGACCAGGAGAUGCGGACACCUCUGCAUCUGGCUUCAGCCAAUGGCCAUGCAGAUGUCGUCAGAUAUCUGCUAAGAAAGAACAGCCAGCCCAACCUCGCUGACAGCUUCAAGAGAACGGCCCUGAUGAAGGCAGUCCAGCAGGAGCAGGAAGAAUGUGUUGCUGUUCUGCUGGAACACGGUGCCGACCCCAAUCUGGCAGACGCUGACGGCAACACUGCCCUUCACCUGGCUGUGCUCUCUAAAAACACAGCUGUAGCAGGGCUGUUACUGGAGCAUCAUGCCAACAGUGAUGCUCAGAACCAGUGGGGAUUUACCCCCUUGAAACUUGCAGCCUUGCAACAGCACGAGGAGAUUCUGGAGUGCCUUGUGAACAAAGCAGCUGACAGGCCUGCUCAAGCCCAGGGGGAAAGGAGUGCUCUUGUGGUUCCUGGAAGCCAUGAGGCUCACCUGGAGGAAGAUAAUCUGCGCUUGCAGGAGGAGCUGGACAGGGCUGGCGCGGAGCUGCAGGAGGAGGAAGAAAAGCAUCUUCAGUCUGAGCAUUGUGUUCCUGACUUGAAGACUGCCUUGGAUGCCAAGAAAAGAGAGGCAGUAACUUCUUCCCAGGAACUGCAGGACCUCCUGUUGGCAUCUUGUGAGACCAAUCCGACUGUGAACCAACUGGAAGAAGACGCGCAAGACUUUGCAAGUGAGAACAGCAGAUUGGAAGGCACUGUCCAGCAGCCAAGCGAGAGCGUUGAAGCCCUUCCGAGAGCCCUGCAAGCCUCUGCCUCAGGUGGUGAACUUUCCCAGCAGCUGGACAUGGAGCCUGGAACAGGCAUGCAGCUCGAGGCCCUAAACCAGGCUUUGCAAGAAGAGCUGUCCACUCUGCUUGGGAAGUGUGAACAACUGGAGAAGAGCAAAUGUCAGCUGCAAGAAGAGGUGACAAAACACCACCAUCAUUUGGAGACUUUGGUGCUGGAUGGCAGCCAAAGAGAACAGUGUACAGGAGAGGUGGCAGAAGGAGCUGACCAGGAAAGAAGUCCAAAGCUACAAGAGGUCAGCCUCGUUUUGCAAGCACAGGCAGCCCACCAGGCCCCACUAGGACAAACCAGAGACCAUCAUUGUGAUUCCGUGAGAAUCCAGUUGGAAGAAAGGAUUAGAAAUCUGGAAAGUGAAUUGGAGAGGAUCAAAACCACCCAAGAAGAGAGUGCUUCUCGUAAAGAAGCAACACAGGGAGAGAUGGGGAUGUACAAAGAGCUGUAUCUGGAGGAAGUUAAAACCAGAAGAUGCCUUGCCAAGAAACUGGAAAGGUAAGUCCAUGCUUGUUU